ACCGUGGACAACGUCCUACAGGCCAUUGAAGCUCUUAAGGAGGCCAACGGCACCAAUCUGACUUCUCUGAAAAAAUACUUUGCUUCGAACUACCCGGUUCCCCCUAGCGAGCUCAGCAUGCAAAUCAAGAAGGCGCUCGCAAAAGGAGUCCGGGAUGGUAAGAUCGCCAAAUCAGGUAACUCAAAG
This is a messenger RNA of Lymnaea stagnalis (great pond snail), 186 nucleotides long. The record is from the annotation of a GenBank genome assembly. Lineage: Eukaryota; Metazoa; Mollusca; Gastropoda; Lymnaeidae.